Messenger RNA from Anopheles nili, 837 nucleotides. Its product is annotated as chymotrypsin-1-like. Lineage: Eukaryota; Metazoa; Arthropoda; Insecta; Diptera; Culicidae. Gene Ontology annotation, biological process: proteolysis. The record is from RefSeq and is a predicted model, not a curated record. The transcript is spliced from 3 exons. Gene Ontology annotation, molecular function: serine-type endopeptidase activity. Bases 1 to 837 code for a protein of 278 amino acids.
AUGAGUUCGAUCAGGUGCAUAAGUGUUUGGGUGGUGGCGCUACUGGCAGUGGGAUGUUUCGUCACGAUCAGCAACGCCGAUGACUCGAAGAUCGUCGGUGGUACAACGGCGGACGAACGCAUCCCGUAUCAGAUCUCGCUGCAGGUGUUGGUCAGCUCGUUCUUCGGGUUUGGUCCGAAGCGCUGGAUGCACAACUGCGGCGGUUCGAUCGUCAACGAGUACUACGUGGUGACGGCUGCCCAUUGUCUGGAUGGGAUGGACAUCAACCGGAUGUCGAUCGUGGCUGGGACGAACGAUCUGCGCAACGACAGCUCAAAGGGCACGCGGUACUACCUUGAGUCGUACAUGAUCCACCCGGACUAUAUCGAGCUGAACAGAAGCGAUAUCGGUGUGAUGCGCGUGAAGGAACCGUUCACGUUCAACGAGAAGGUGCAACCGAUCCGGUACUCUUCUGAUUUCGUUGGUGGAGGCGUGACGUGCUUGUUGACCGGCUGGGGUUACACGAUGCCGAUCCGCGUCGGUUCGACGCCCAAGGACCUGCAGGAGGCCGAACUGACGACGAUCACGAAUGAUCAGUGCCGUGAACGGGGCAUGCCUGUUAACCCGACCGAGAUCUGUACCUUUACGCGCGUUGGCCAGGGUGCUUGUGGGGGUGAUUCCGGUGGACCGUUGGUGUGCAACAACCAGCUAUCCGGUGUGGUGUCGUACGGAACGCGAUACUGUGGCAUCGGUGUUCCGGACGUGUACACGCGCGUCUCGGAGUUUGAUUCGUGGCUGCAGGAAAACACACAACCUAAUGGAAAUGCUUCGGAACCGAUGGUAAAUGCGCCCAUCUAA